Messenger RNA from Microtus oregoni (creeping vole), 3195 nucleotides. RefSeq names its product monooxygenase DBH like 1 (gene Moxd1). The transcript has 12 exons. Gene Ontology annotation, biological process: norepinephrine biosynthetic process; dopamine catabolic process; octopamine biosynthetic process. Bases 186 to 2027 code for a protein of 613 amino acids. Gene Ontology annotation, molecular function: copper ion binding; dopamine beta-monooxygenase activity. Lineage: Eukaryota; Metazoa; Chordata; Mammalia; Rodentia; Cricetidae. The record is from RefSeq and is a predicted model, not a curated record. Gene Ontology annotation, cellular component: secretory granule membrane.
UCAGUGAUGUAGGGUAGUGGCAGCAGGUGGAUGCCCAGCAAAAGGUUAGAAAGACCCGGCGCCAGCGGGGCGGGGACAACGUGCCGGCUCGGCCAGCCCCCGGGGCGUUCCCAAAGCUGGGAUCUGAGUACGGUGCGGGUCUUCGCCCCCAAGUGGCUGCAGCCCAGGUGCGGCGGGACAAGAGGAUGUGCGGCUGGCGGCUGCUGGUGCUGUGGGCGCUGCUCCCCGCGACGGCUGCGGGGAGCUCGGGUCGCUGGUACCCGCACGGCACGGUCCUCGACCCAGAGGGCAAGUACUGGCUUCGCUGGGGCCGCCAGGGUGGACGGCUGGCCUUCCGCCUGGAGGUGCACACGACCGGUUACGUGGGCUUCGGCUUCUCGCCCACGGGGACCAUGGCCGCAGCAGACAUCGUGGUGGGCGGCGUGGCGCACGGACGGCCCUACCUGCAGGACUAUUUCACAAAUGCAAAUAAAGAAUUGGAAAAAGACACCCAGCAAGAUUACCACCUAGACUAUGCCAUGGAAAACAGCACGCACACGGUAAUUGAGUUUACCAGAGAGCUGCACACGUGUGAUGCCAAUGACAAGAGAAUCACGGAUAGCACAGUGAGAGUUAUCUGGGCCUACCACCAUGAAGAUCCUGGAGAAUCUGGUCCCAAAUACCAUGAUUCAAAUCGAGGCACAAGGAGUCUGCGGUUACUGAACCCUGAGAAAGUCGAUGUGUUGUCUCCAGCCUCACCAUACUUUGAUCUGGUAAAUCAAGACGUCCCCAUUCCAAACAAAGGCACAACAUACUGGUGCCAAAUGUUUAAGAUUCCUGAAUUCCAAGAAAAGCGCCAUGUAAUAAAGGUUGAGCCGGUAAUAGAGAAAGGCCAUGAGAGCCUGGUCCAUCACAUCCUGCUCUAUCAGUGCAGCAGCAACUUUAACGACAGUGUUUUGGACUAUGGCCAUGAGUGCUACCACCCAAACAUGCCUGAUGCCUUUCUGACCUGUGAAACUGUGAUUUUUGCCUGGGCCAUUGGUGGAGAGGGAUUUACUUACCCACCUCAUGUUGGACUAUCCCUCAGCACGCCAUUGGAUCCUCAUUAUGUGCUUUUAGAAGUGCAUUAUGAUAAUCCCACACAUAAGAAAGGCUUGAUAGACAGUUCUGGGUUGAGGUUUUUUCAUACUACGGACAUAAGGAAAUACGACGCAGGAGUGAUUGAGGCCGGCCUCUGGGUGAGCCUCUUCCAUACGAUCCCUCCAGGGAUGCCCGAAUUCCGUUCCGAGGGUCACUGCACACUGGAGUGCCUAGAGGAGGCCCUGGGAGCAGAGAAGCCAAGUGGAAUCCAUGUGUUCGCAGUUCUUCUCCAUGCUCACCUGGCAGGCAGAGGCAUCAGGCUGCGUCAUUUUCGCCAUGGGGAGGAAAUGCAGUUGUUGGCUUACGAUGAUGAUUUUGACUUCAAUUUCCAGGAGUUUCAGUAUCUGAAAGAAGAGCAAACAAUCUUACCAGGAGAUAACCUCAUUACUGAAUGUCGGUACAACACCAAGGACAGAUCUGGGAUGACUUGGGGAGGAUUAAGCACCAGGAAUGAAAUGUGUCUUUCAUACCUUCUUUAUUAUCCAAGAAUUAACCUGACCCGCUGCGCCAGCAUCCCAGACAUCAUGGAACAGCUGCAGUUUAUCGGCGUGAAGGAGAUCUACAGACCCGUCACGACAUGGCCUUUCAUUAUCAAAAGCCCGAAGCAAUAUAAAAACCUUUCUUUCAUGGAUGCAAUGAACAAAUUUAAAUGGACAAAAAAAGAAGGACUCUCUUUCAAUAAGCUUGUCCUUAGCCUGCCCGUGAAUGUGAGAUGUUCCAAGACAGACAAUGCGGAGUGGUCGAUUCAAGGGAUGACAGCAUUACCUCCUGAUAUCAAAAGGCCUUAUAAAGCAGAACCGUUGGUAUGUGCCAUGUCAGCUUCUGCUCCUCUGCAUGGCAUUUUCUCUCUCAGGUUGCUCGUGUGUUCUCUGCUUCUUGGAAGUAUGAUGAGCACCCGGGGCUUCUGACUGCUGUACUUGGUGAUGCUAGAGUAUGGAAUCAGAGACUGCCUUUAAAGUCAGGUUAAAGACUAUGCUCAUGUUGGGCCCGAAGAGACGGGUGUGAAGAGCACAGAGACUUUCAGUACGCACACUCCCUCCAUUUUCCUCCGCAGGGUACCCGGACAAUGUCACUGGGAUUCUCAAGGGUUUCCUUAUAAAAGCAGAUGUUCUGUGCCUAUGAUUAGUAAAAUGAAACAGACCCGACUAAAUUGCUUUGAAAGUUCAAGGAGUCAAGUAGAAAGAAAAGAAUCUUUCAUUUUUUCCACAUUCUGUGUUAUUUCAAUACCCAUUGUUCAGCCUGACACCCAUCCUUCUUUUCAUCAACAACAUCAAAGGAAUGCUUGUGAAUUACUCUGUACUCCAUCCUUCUUCCUAGUUGUAACUUGCAAGUGUGAGCACAGCCCUACUCCCUCUGACAUUGCCCAGCCCCUGUGUUCUCUGUGACCUCUGACCUCAGUGCUUUUCGGUGGUACCGCUCCUGUUUCUUUACUUGUCUGAGUCUGUUGAUACCCAAACCCACAUCAAAGUAUCUCCCUGUUUCUGCAGUACUGCUCUGCUCAAUUUUUUUCUUAAACUCUUUAGCGCUCUUAAAAGAAAGAGAUUGUGAUAAAUGUAGAGAUGGUGGUGGCUGAUUGUAGGCUAAGAAAAAAAUACAGAUGGCUGCAAAUCCUUUGCUAUGAAGGGGCCUAGAUGAGAUUCCAAAGCAGAGCAGACAGGGUGAGCAGACAGGAAGCCAUGGGGUCUGUAAGGUUCCUCAUCGUUGGGUGUUACAUUCUGGCUCAAUCUGAAUCAUAUUUCCUAUGAUAGAUUUAUUUUUAUAUUAGUUGAUGGACUGACUUCCAAUAUAAAAUUUUCACCAACUGAAGAACCUAUCACUCUUUUGGUCUAUUUGUACUAGCUAGUUAAAUUUUGUUUUAUGUCUCCUUUCCUUAUCUAUGUGAUCCAUAUUUAGAUCAUAUUAAUAAACUUAAUGGAAUUAAAGUUUUUAUGGUAUAAUUAUGUGGUCCUUGAGGGAACCAAGUGGUUGUGUACUGAUGUCAAUAAAAGCAGCUGAGCAACUGUAUUUUGUCCACUUUAAGCCCUUUCUGUCCUCCAAACAUAAGCUAUAUUGUCAUUUAAAUAAAUAUUAUGUUUU